Molecule: messenger RNA, 288 nt
Organism: Neurospora crassa OR74A
Lineage: Eukaryota; Fungi; Ascomycota; Sordariomycetes; Sordariales; Sordariaceae
Exons: 1
Coding region: 1-288 (95 amino acids)
Source: RefSeq, a predicted model, not a curated record
AUGCUCUGUGCGGCAAAGUGGUGGGACUCCCAGGAAUUUGGCGGCACUCAAGAAGUGUCCGCGAAUCGGGUCGCUACGUCGACGACCUCCACAAAAAGCCGCUUGAUGAUAUCUUUUGAGGGAUGCGACAUGAUAUUGAGGUUCUCACUGGGGUUGAGCCUCCCAGACGAGAAAAUCGAGGGCUUGGAACAGGAUCUCGCAUGUCCGUUCGCGCGGCAGAAUGCUGCUGUUGCCGAAUUCGCUGUAGUUACGCCAAAACAUGCCAUUCCGAGACAAAAGCCGAUUUAA